This is a messenger RNA of Pyricularia grisea, 1287 nucleotides long. RefSeq lists its product as uncharacterized. Gene Ontology annotation, molecular function: DNA-binding transcription factor activity, RNA polymerase II-specific; RNA polymerase II cis-regulatory region sequence-specific DNA binding. NCBI's taxonomy places the organism in Eukaryota, Fungi, Ascomycota, Sordariomycetes, Magnaporthales, Pyriculariaceae. Gene Ontology annotation, cellular component: transcription regulator complex; PcG protein complex. Gene Ontology annotation, biological process: regulation of transcription by RNA polymerase II. The record is from RefSeq and is a predicted model, not a curated record. The transcript has 4 exons. Bases 1 to 1287 code for a protein of 428 amino acids.
AUGGAACUCAUGGAGCUUGUCGACCAAGAGCCUGCCACUCGCCCCUUCCAGUGCGACUGGCAAGCAUGCAACAAGAGCUUCAACCGCAAGUCAGACCUUCAGAGGCAUUACAGGAUACACACCAAUGAAAGGCCCUACGCGUGUAUCACCCCCGGCUGUGGAAAGAGCUUCAUCCAAAGGAGUGCCCUGACCGUCCACAUCCGAACCCACACGGGAGAGAAGCCACACCAAUGCCAGCACAUUGGCUGUGGAAAGAGGUUCUCAGAUUCCUCGAGUCUCGCAAGGCACCGCAGGAUACACACCGGCAAGCGACCAUACAAAUGCUCGCACGAUGGUUGCGCCAAGAGCUUCUGCCGCAAAACCACGAUGGUCAAGCACCAAAGGCGAUCACAUCAACGCGGUGGUCUGUCAUCCGAGUUCGACGAAUGCACUUCUGACUCUGGCAGCGAGUCGCCUCCCACUCCCCGCAGCGCCACCAUGUCAUGGGCACCUGCCGGCGUCGCUAUGGCACACAGCCUUUCGAACCACGCGCUCCACCGCGCUCAGUCGUUUGCCGAUUUCGGGCAGAUGAACCAUUUCGGCCUCCAGCAGCAGUAUGGUCACCGACAGACGGUAUCACAAGGCGCCCAUGAGUACCACGGCCAACAGGUCCACCACGCACACCCCGACAUGCACAUGGUUCACAGGACAGCAGGUGUGCCGACACAACCGUACUACGUCACCGACCAAAGCAAUCCUGGCGUUGCCACCAUGAACACCAACACCGUCCAACAGUCAUACCACCACCAGGUUCCCAGGCAGCAGACGGUGGAUGGCAGGUUAAACCUCGAAGUGGUGACAAGCGCCCCGUCAGGCAUGCCAUCCUCGAUCCAGAGCAGCCCCAGCAGUUUCUCAGCGGGAUCUGGCAGGAGUCCUACCGCCCAGGACGGUUACUACACCCACCAGGCCCAGGCUGCGACCUACGCCCUCCACGCCGCGCACGCCGCAUCAACCUCUCCGGUCGAGGCGCAGACCCCGAUGGUGCCAUACCCGCAAGCGAUGCCCCAGAUGUCGCAACAGGGACACCCGCCGCACGCACCGAAUGUCCACGAGCAGUUCGCCCACCAAGCUCAAACCGGUGCCGAGGAGGGAUGGUACAACGGUGUUUAUCAAUCACCAGUCGAGGUCACUACCAUGGGCCAAAUGCAGACAUACGGGUCUGUCGCAUACGAUCCAUGGAGCGGCAUGAAGGCUGAGUUCGAGGACACCUCGAUCCAGAUGCCCAGCGCCAGGAUCGAGAAUAUGUGA